This is a messenger RNA of Esox lucius (northern pike), 531 nucleotides long. It is a transcript of the gene cmah, whose product is annotated as cytidine monophospho-N-acetylneuraminic acid hydroxylase. Lineage: Eukaryota; Metazoa; Chordata; Actinopteri; Esociformes; Esocidae. Bases 5 to 328 code for a protein of 107 amino acids. The transcript is spliced from 2 exons. The record is from RefSeq and is a predicted model, not a curated record.
CAGCAUGUCAACCUUCCUGACAGCUUCACACAGGAUGAGCUGGGUGACCUACCUCACCCACGCGUGCAUGGAGCUCACACUCGGGAGAAAGGGCCCGGCCUUUGCCAGGGGCUGGUGGCUGCUCCACGAGCACCCAGCAGACUCCAUGGAAACAGUGCGCUGGGCAGACCUCAUCUACUUCAGCAACAUGCACUCCGACCAUCUCAGGUACACAGAGAAAAUGGCGCCGGACCUAGCGCAACAUUAUUUGUCAGUUAUAUUGUUUAAUCAGCCGAAUCACGUUAACAGCAUCCUUCCAGCCCCGUCCGUCAGCUAUUUGACUGAAUGAGACGAGGGCGAGUUGAGUACUUAGCUGACAACUAAAUGGCUUAUUCACGCAAGAUGUCUUGUCAGCUACCCAACCCUGUCUGAGAAGAGACCUGAUGUUUCCGAUUUAUGUUGGAAACACUUCAAGGCCAGUGUUCUGGUAAGCGUUAUAUAUUUAUAUGCACUAAGGUGACAAAUUAAAGACGGGGGCGUUGUCGUCCUGGA